AUGACUUCAAUCCGAUUCCUUCUGUUGUCAAUAUUCGCUGUAGCAGUGAGUCUGGCCACCCCAUUGUGGGAUGCAGUAGAUCCGGAGCAGGUCCUCUUCAUCGCCUCACGCUGUAUGGAGGACUGGUCACCAAAAGCUAAGGAUCCCAAAAAGGCAUUGGAAAAUUGGAUGAACUGGAAAUUGCAACCAUCGGACGACCAAGCCACCCACUGCUACACCAAGUGUAUGUUGGAGAAGAUUGGAUUUUACGACUUUGGCGAGAAGAAAUUCAAGGGCGUCAGAGUGGUUCAACAAUGGGAGACAUACCAUCAAUACCAAUCCGCUGACCGAGAAAAGGUGUUAGCUCUCGCAGAUGAGUUCAAUCUAAUAAAACUUCAAAAAUCGUUCAACUGUACGGCUGUGUUCAACGCAUACAAAGAUGUCCACGCUAAGUACCUGGAUACAAUCAAAGCCAUUCUAUUUGGCGAUAGAUCGUCCGCGGAAAAGUUCUACAAAGCUAAGGGUGAUACAAUCAAACAGAAAGGUCAAUCACUAUUUGUGUUCUGUGAGAAUAUAAACUAUCCGGCUGGUAGUGCCAAACGAAAGCAAGAAUUAUGCAAAAUCAGGAAGUAUGAACUAAGCAGUGGUAAGGAGUUCAGUAACCACAUGGCGUGCAUUUUUAAAGGACUGCGAUAUUUGAACAAGAAGAAUGAGCUGAAUGCUGAAGAAAUCGUCAGAGAUUUACAGCUGGUGGGUAAGAAACCAAAUGCCAUGAAAGCUACCCUGCAAAAGUGCAAAGGAAACUUGAAGGAAACCGAUCCGGGGGCCAUUGCAAUUCAUUACUACAAAUGUUUGCUGGAUGAUCCGAAAGUGGUGGAUGAUUUCAAAGAAGCAUUUGACUACCGGGAAAUUAGAUCCCAAGACUAUAUGUCACUGCUAAGAAGUAGUAUGAAGCCUUAUGAGAAAAGCGAGGUAAGAAAAAUGGUGGACAAAAUUGAUGACAAGCAAUGUUCAUAGACAUUAGAUUUACAAGGAAUUUUCUGGAUGCCAGUUUGGAAAAAAUGUUCCAAAUCUAGUAAAUAAAAGAAGAGCCAUCUGAUAUUCAAAUUUACCGCUGAAAC
Ochlerotatus camptorhynchus is the source of this 1100-nucleotide messenger RNA. Its product is annotated as long form salivary protein D7L1-like. Gene Ontology annotation, biological process: sensory perception of smell. The record is from RefSeq and is a predicted model, not a curated record. Gene Ontology annotation, molecular function: odorant binding. Lineage: Eukaryota; Metazoa; Arthropoda; Insecta; Diptera; Culicidae. The coding region runs from base 1 to 996 and encodes 331 amino acids. The transcript is spliced from 5 exons.